AUUGCAACGUAAGAUCCAUAUUGGGAACAGGGUCCUGCCUCGGCAUGCUUCGUUUUGCUUGUACAAGCCUCAAGGUAUCUCUGUUGAUUAAAUCGAAAUUCUUCUACCUAGAUUCCCCUUCGGCAGUUUCUGGACUUAAUUAAAAAUUUUUUGGCGGUUUUCAAUUUUUUUUUUCCCUCAUUCUCUUUUGUUUCGCUUCCUGGUCUCAGCGAUAAAACAAAAGUUAUGGCGGCCCCUGCUCCAUAACCCUCGCAAUUCCUUGUAUAUUGCUACCACAUGGCAUACCCUAUGGAGAGGCCAAUAGACCCAUCCGUUGAAGAUGUCUCUAGAGCGUCGAUGGUUACAGUCCCGACCAUUGUCACCACCGUCAUAGCCCUAAUUCUCACAUUAUUACGGUUAUACGUGCGUCGAUACAUGAUCCGGAUGCUGUCAUGGGACGACUGCUUUAAUGUGUUUGCCAUGGUGACACAACUGAUUGUUCUGGGGCUGAUCCUUGGAGCAACGUCGCACGGCUUCGGACGACAUGCAACUUUGGUGGGUCACGAUAACACGACCUACAGUAUGAAGCUAUUGCGGAUUGCCGAGUUCUUCUUGAUCUUUACAACAAUCUUUCUCAAAAUCUCAAUUAGUCUGUUCCUCAAAAGACUCUUUCUCAAAAGCAAGAAAUGGAAGACCUUCUUCUGGUGCUUCAUCGCCUUCAAUACCAUCACCAGUGCACUCGAUGCGGCCUUCAUCUUUCCUCAAUGUACUCCGGUUGAACUAAACUGGGACAAGACUGUGGAGGGACAUUGUUGGUCCCCUACUGCCAUCGAUGCGAUUGGCAUCGCCCAAGGAUCGAUUGCUGCGGUCACAGACUUUGCUUUAUCCAUUCUACCGAUUGUUUUUUUAUGGAACGUCAAGCUCCCCAAAAGAGUCAAAGUGGGCAUAUGCGGAAUUAUGGCUCUGGGCUUCGCGAGUGGCGCUUUUGCAAUUGCUCGCACUGCACUCGUUCCCAGUUUAUUGAAGACGGACGAUCCAACGUGGGAUCUGGUCGACCUAUUCUUGUGGGCCGUGUAAGUUGUCAUUAGCUAUCCGGCAUCUCAGCAACUGAGGAGCUCGCGCUAACUUGUCUACACCAUAGAUUAGAGGCGACAUUUGGAAUUAUCGCCGCCGCCGCUCCAUCUGUCCGACCGCUCAUCGGCCACAACUCCGUGACUACAAACUAUUACUCUCGUUCCAAAUCGCAUUCUCUACCACUCCGGAACACACGCACAGGAAGAACCUCCCGAAUCGAUUGGGGCCAUAGUGCAUAUGAUACGAGGAAUGAACCAGACGAGAGAGAUGAAUACAUUGGGGACAACGAGUCACAGCUACACCUAGAUGACCGGGGAAUCAUGAAAACAACGUCUAUCGAGGUGGUCACGACUCUAGGGGCAGCCCUGGAGAGCGAAACGGAUGGGAGGCCAACGUCGGAGGAGAGCUCCGACCGAAGAUAUGUCUAGACGCAAAAAUAGAAUUACAAUGCGAUCUGAUCUGAAUUCGAAACAAACACUCCACUUGGUCAGACUGGAAAUGAAUACAAGCCAAUAAAGAUCCAUCACCACCAGUAGUAAUAAGCGUUGCUAGUAUCUUUUAGUUUCGCGCCAUCUCGUGCACUAACAAAC
This is a messenger RNA of Aspergillus alliaceus, 1643 nucleotides long. RefSeq lists its product as uncharacterized. The coding region runs from base 277 to 1056 and encodes 259 amino acids. The transcript is spliced from 6 exons. The record is from RefSeq and is a predicted model, not a curated record. Lineage: Eukaryota; Fungi; Ascomycota; Eurotiomycetes; Eurotiales; Aspergillaceae.